CGGACGGCAGCGCGGCCGCGAAACUGAGGAGGCGGAGCCGAGACCCGGUCGGAGCAGCGAGCUAACGCCAGGACCAGGUUUAAGUUUUUGAGAUUGAAGUAGGUCUGCACAUUAGGAACUCAUGUCUUUCCUUGUAAGUAAACCAGAGCGAAUUAGGCGGUGGGUCUCGGAAAAGUUCAUUGUUGAGGGCUUAAGAGAUUUGGAACUAUUUGGAGAGCAGCCUCCAGGUGACGCUCGGAGAAAAACCAAUGAGGCGAGCUCAGAGUCGAUAGCAUCCUUCUCCAAGCAAGAGAUCAUGAGCUGCUUCCUGCCAGAGGCAGGGUGUUACGAGCUGCUCAGUGUUCUAGGCAAAGGAUUUGAGGACCUGAUGACCGUUAAUCUCGCAAGGUAUAAACCAACAGGAGAGUACGUGACAGUCCGCAGAAUUAACCUAGAAGCUUGUUCCAACGAGAUGGUGACGUUCCUGCAGGGGGAGCUUCAUGUCUCUAAGCUCUUCAGUCAUCCCAACAUCGUCCCGUACCGAGCCACCUUUAUUGCUGACAACGAGCUGUGGGUUGUCACAGCGUUCAUGGCCUAUGGCUCAGCAAAGGAUCUCCUCGGCACGCACUUCCUGGACGGCAUGAGUGAGCUGGCCAUCGCCUACAUCCUGCAGGGCGUCCUCAAGGCUCUGGACUACAUCCAUCACAUGGGCUAUGUGCACAGGAGUGUCAAGUCAAGCCACAUUCUGAUCUCUGUGGAUGGGAAGGUCUACCUGUCUGGCUUACGCAGCAACCUCAGUAUGAUCAGUCACGGGCAGCGGCAGCGUGUGGUGCAUGAUUUUCCCAAAUACAGCAUCAAGGUUCUGCCGUGGCUCAGCCCGGAAGUCCUGCAGCAGAAUCUUCAGGGUUAUGAUGCCAAGUCUGAUAUCUACAGCGUGGGGAUCACAGCCUGUGAACUGGCCAACGGCCACGUCCCCUUUAAGGACAUGCCUGCCACCCAGAUGCUGCUGGAGAAGCUGAACGGCACAGUGCCCUGCCUGCUGGACACCAGCACCAUCCCUGUGGAGGAGCUGACCAUGAGCCCCUCACGCUCCGCAGCCAACUCUGGCCUGGGUGAGAGCCUGGCCACUGGCAUCCCCCGGUCUUCCAACGGGGACUCGCCUUUCCACCCCUACCACCGCACCUUCUCCCCACACUUCCACCAUUUUGUGGAGCAGUGCCUUCAGCGCAGCCCAGAUGCAAGGCCCAGUGCCAGUGCCCUGCUGAGCCACUCCUUCUUCAGACAGAUCAAGCGACGUGCCUCAGAAGCUUUGCCUGAGUUACUUCGUCCUGUCACCCCAAUCACCAAUUUUGAGGGCAGCCAGUCUCGGGACCAUAGUGGAAUCUUUGGCCUGGUGACAAAUCUGGAAGAGCUGGAGGUGGAUGACUGGGAGUUCUGAGCCUCUGCAGACCCGGCUGGCAUGUUCCCAGCCGCCUGGGCGCAGAGAGGGCGUGGAGGACACUGCCCGCAGAGCUGGCUGUGGCUGGUGGAGGAGCAUCUGGAGAGGUGUCUCCGGUGCUGUGCAGCUGCUGAGACACAAGGACUCAGGAUUGCAAAGAUCCAGUCGCAGGCCCACCCCGCCCUCGGGCUGUGGUGGCCCCGGGGCCACAGUCCAAGCCCAAGGUUUGACGCAGCAAGCAUGGCAUUGCCACCUCUUCUUCCUUCCAGUUGCUCUCCUGCCAGCUGAGUUUCAUUCUUUUCCUUUGUUCCCAGAUCCGGUAGGCCCAUGAAGGGGCAAGCUCAAAGCACCCUUCCUCCCUGGCCCUCUGGCCACUUCCUAAUAACGGAAGGGGAAGCUUUCUCUCCCUCUCAAGCAGCAGGUUAAAGCAUGGACAGUCCAUCCGCGUCCCUCAUAUUGCUGGGACCUAGGCGCCACAGACUUCUGGCAGCUUCUCUGCGUAGCAGACCUCCCCACGAGUCUGUCCUCAUGCCUCCGGCCACUGUCCUGAUGCUUCUCCAAGGGCCGUCAUUCUUGCCUCACCCGAGAGCUGUGUUAGUUUCAUUAUCAGAACACAUUAAAAUGUGUAGAGCAUC
Molecule: messenger RNA, 2052 nt
Organism: Octodon degus (degu)
Lineage: Eukaryota; Metazoa; Chordata; Mammalia; Rodentia; Octodontidae
Gene: Strada
Product: STE20-related kinase adaptor alpha
Exons: 13
Coding region: 122-1417 (431 amino acids)
Biological process (GO): protein phosphorylation
Molecular function (GO): ATP binding; protein serine/threonine kinase activator activity; protein kinase activity
Source: RefSeq, a predicted model, not a curated record